UGGGCGUCGCUCGCCGCGCUCCGCACAAAGUUUGUUUUCUCCCCGCGGGCCGGUGGGGGAGGAGAGGGGAUCUGACGUCAGGCCGCGAGGUGCUUUCCAGCCGCGAGCUGUCAGGCCGGGUGUCAGGCCCGGCAGGUACGCGGCGCGCGCGCCCCCCGGCCCCCGCCCGCCGCCGCGUGGACGGAACAGCCGCUCGGAGCCGAGAGGGGGACCGAGAAGGUUGCCCGGCCCAGCGUAGCCUGCGGACACCAUGUCGGACAGUGACCUGGGCGAGGACGAGGGCCUCCUCUCCCUGACCGGCAAGCGGAAGCGCCGGGGGAACCUGCCCAAAGAGUCGGUGAAGAUCCUGCGGGACUGGCUGUACUUGCACCGCUAUAACGCCUACCCCUCCGAGCAGGAGAAGCUGAGCCUCUCGGGACAGACCAACCUGUCCGUGCUGCAGAUCUGUAACUGGUUCAUCAAUGCCCGGCGGCGGCUGCUCCCAGACAUGCUUCGGAAGGACGGCAAAGACCCCAACCAGUUCACCAUCUCCCGCCGCGGGGGGAAGGCCUCCGAGGCAGCCCUGUCCCGCGGCGGCAGCCCCUCCAUGCUGGCGCUGUCCGUGCCAGCGCCUGCCAAUGUGCUCUCCUUGUCCGUGUGCUCCGUGCCGCUUCACUCGGGCCAGGGGGAGAAGCCGGCCGCUCCUUUCCCACAGGUGGAGCUGGAGCCCCCCAAGCCCCUGGCCGCCCCCAGCAGCACCCUCACCCUGCUGACCAGGGCUGACGCCGGGAGCCCCACCGGUGGACUCUUCAACACGCCGCCGCCCACCCCCCCGGAGCAGGACAAGGAGGACUUCAGCAGCUUCCAGCUGCUGGUGGAGGUGGCGCUCCAGCGGGCGGCCGAGAUGGAGCUCCAGAAGCAGCAGGACCCGGCGCUGCCCUUGCUGCACACGCCUCCCCCCUUAGUCUCCGAAAACCCCAAGUAGGCACCUGCCCCGCAGGGGCGCUCGAGGCCUGAGCCAGCUGUCCCGGGGCUCCACGCUGGCUCCCCCUCGCGCGGAGGGUUUUCUUUGGAUCACUGCCGAACACUGGGGUCGCCGCCUCCGCCAGAGGUCUUUGGCGGGGAGACGGCAGCUGGUGGCACUGCACCGUGAUGAGGUGCGCCCCCUCCCCGCCCCCCUCCCGCCCCGCGUUUCUCCAGGCCGCCUCAGUGAGGAGACCGAGAGACGGGAGGCGGGCUGGGUGCUGCCGCCGCUGUUCCUCCAGAGAUCCCAGCACAUCUUCAUACCACCCUGCUUCCUGGGCUGGGCACACGGAACCUGUCCUGGGUCCAGGCUGCCCCUGAGCCGGUGCUCACAGUGUCACGCCCGAGUCCGGAGAGUCCAAGUUCAUCUGCGUGAACAGAAGAGAACCUUGGCGGACAGAACAGAACUGACUCCAAUUGAAUGUUUAGGUUUUCACUAAACUUUGAGUUGAUUGUCCUCUUUUGCUGUGGUUUGGAUCAAUGGGAGGCACGAGCCCAGGCAGGCGUGGGGAAGCGCGUGCGGCGGGUGACGGAGUCCGACAGACUGGGGGCGACCCUCCACUGCCGCGGUGGGCUUUGCUUGAGAAGGGAUGUUUGUGUUUGGGGGACCAGCAGAUCUCUGCAAAAUUCCAAAUGGUUCUUUUAUUGUUGGGUUUGGUUUACAAAAGAAGAAGGAAAAAAAACUUGUAUGGGCUUUGGCUUUUCUGUAUCAGACACAGAAGGGGAAGCCAGAGCCAGGGAGUGGGUCCAAGCAGAGAAUCGGACCAAACCGUCUAGGCACAGAGCAGAAAGGAGAAAACCAGAGUUGUUUCCUUUUUUAGUUUCUUUUUUUUUUUUUUAAGCUGUAUUUGGGAGUAGGGGGAAAGUAAGCUAGACUGAGGCAGUGGGUGUUUUUGUUUUCCCUCUUUUUCCCCCCACCUCACCCCUGUUUAUUUCUUUUCUUUUUUUCUCUGAACCGUUUACCCUGCAGCCUCUGCUUUCCUUUAGGAGCUUGGGUUUAGUGGGCCAGUAAGUCACGUGCUCCCAGCGGCUCUUGUUGGGAGAGGACAGAGCCACCUACUGGCCAGAAGUCCCCAGCCGGGGACUCCAGCCCUGGCUCUCCCCAGGACUCGGACAGGAAACUGUUCUGGAGGAAGUGGAGAGUAGUGCUUCCCGCCCGACAGACCGCCUUCCCAGGAGGCUGGGGUCAGAAAUCCGGUUAAGGAGCAGCUUUCCUUAAAGGGGGGUUAGAGGUGCCUUCCCUGACUCCACGGGAGAAGGUAACAGUCGGUCUCGGGCUCAGUCUCAUUUCUGACUUUGCUCUCCUCCUGGACAGCAUUCCGGAGCAGCAGAGCCCAUCUCUGUAUCUUAAGAAACACUAAUCCUAGGUUCUUAUUAGCCAGAUGUUUUUGUUCUGAAUAUCAUUAGUGGGCCAUCCAGGAGACAGGUCAGGGGUCCCCCCAUUUCUGGGGCACUUGUGGGAGUUCUUCCUGGGCGUGGCUGCCUGGAGUGGCCUGGCCUUUCGGGGAUGAGCCCCCCACUUCUAGAGACUUGACCUCCCCAGAACUGUAGGAGUGGAGAUGGCUUCAGGAGAGAGCUUGGCUCCCCGAGGGCCAGGUGUGGUGGGCUCCUUGCCUCCCUCCGCCGCUUCCUCUUGUGCCUUCUUUUUGCGUGGCCCAGGGGGAUCAGGGAUCCUCACCCUCCUGAGGUCCAGCUGAGAGAAAACCAGCACGGCAGCUUUAAGGUGAGUGGGAGUCGCUGGCACACCCCCUCCACCCACCCACGUCUCUGUCCAGACCUGGCAGGACAGUUGCCAAGUGCUUGCGGCGGGGACUCUGGAAGUACAGGGCUGGGGGGUUUCCCUUCCCACAGUGCACUGAGCAGUCGAGGGGGCUGGGGGCG
This is a messenger RNA of Sorex araneus (European shrew), 2883 nucleotides long. RefSeq names its product TGFB induced factor homeobox 2 (gene TGIF2). The record is from RefSeq and is a predicted model, not a curated record. The coding region runs from base 251 to 964 and encodes 237 amino acids. Gene Ontology annotation, molecular function: DNA-binding transcription factor activity, RNA polymerase II-specific; RNA polymerase II cis-regulatory region sequence-specific DNA binding. The transcript is spliced from 3 exons. Gene Ontology annotation, biological process: regulation of transcription by RNA polymerase II. Lineage: Eukaryota; Metazoa; Chordata; Mammalia; Eulipotyphla; Soricidae.